AACCACAGAGAGAAUGACGGGAAUAUUACACUAUCAAUCAAAAAUGGCAAGCAAUAAUAGAGAAAGAUAUUAUCAAGAUUAAUAUGAUUAUUCGCUGAUUUAUUAAUCCUUCUUGCAUUUAAUGCAUCACCGAUUCACAAAAAUGUUUGAAUUCAUAUGCAGAACGGAAAUUAGGAUCGUUGAUUUUUAUCGGUGAUGACUGCAUCAUCAAAUUUCAACAACCAUUCCGGAAGACUUUUCUCAAAGAAGAAGAUUACUUUUAUUCGAAUUGUUAGUAGCGAUAAUAUUAAUUAUUGUGAAUUGAGGAGGGAGAUCCGGGGGAAGGAGAUAGCGGCGGAGGACGGCUGCGGAGGAGGAAGAUGCAGCUGCACUUCUCACCCAGCAUGAGAAGUAUAACGAUAUCGAACGGUGGCAAUGGCAAUGGAGGAGGGGGCGAUUUGAUGAAGAUCAAGGUUGCGCCUCGUCACAUUUCCUUCCGUGCGCUCUUCCACGCCAUUUUGAUUCUUGCUUUUUUGUUGCCCUUUGUCUUCAUUCUCACAGCUGUCAUUACUCUCGAGGGUGUCAACAAGUGCUCCUCAUUUGAUUGUUUAGGAAGAAGGUUGACGCCAAAGCUUCUUGGUAGAAGUGAUGAUUCUGGGAGGACUGUCAAAGAUUUUGUUAAGGUUCUCAAUCAAGUGAACUCUGAGAAAGUGCCUGAUAUCCUGAAGCUCCCACAGUCUUUUAGUCAACUUGUUUCUGAAAUGAAAAAGAAUAAGUACAAUGCAAAGGAAUUUGCUUUCAUUUUGAAAGGAAUGAUGGAGAAAUCAGAAAGGGAGAUAAGGGAGUCAAAGUUUGCAGAGCUAACGAACAAACACUUUGCCGCAAGUGCAAUUCCUAAGGGCAUUAACUGCCUCUCUUUAAGGUUGACCGAUGCAUACUCUUCCAAUGCGCAUGCACGCAAACAGUUGCCUUCACCGGAGUUUCUUCCUUUGCUUUCUGACAAUUCGUACCAUCAUUUCGUAUUGUCUACCGACAACAUUCUUGCUGCUUCGGUUGUGGUCACAUCUGCUGUGUAUUCAUCUAUAAAUCCUGAAAAGGUUGUUUUCCAUGUCAUAACUGACAGGAAAACAUAUGCAGGCAUGCAUUCAUGGUUUGCCUUGAAUCCUGUCUCUCCUGCUACUGUUGAAGUGAGAGGAGUUCAUCAGUUUGAUUGGUUAACAAGAGAGAAUGUUCCAGUACUUGAAGCUGAGGAGAACCGCAAUGGGAUUUGGAAUUACUACCAUGGAAAUCAUGUCGCUGGGGCCAAUCUUAGCAGUACAACCCCUCGGACAUUUGCCUCAAAAUUACAAGCUAGAAGUCCCAAGUACAUCUCAAUUCUCAAUCAUAUCCGCAUAUAUCUCCCAGAGCUCUUUCCAAACCUUGACAAGGUGGUGUUCUCUGAUGAUGAUGUUGUAAUUCAGCAUGAUUUGUCCCCUCUUUGGGAAAUUGACCUUAAUGGGAAAGUUAAUGGAGCUGUUGAAACGUGUAGAGGUGAAGAUCUGUGGGUAAUGUCUAAGAGAUUUAGGAACUACUUCAACUUUUCUCAUCCUCUUAUAGCUAACAGUUUGGAUCCUGAUGAAUGUGCAUGGGCAUAUGGGCUGAAUGUUUUUGACUUGCGUGCAUGGAGAAAGACAAACAUCAGAGACACUUAUCAUGCCUGGUUCAAGGAGAAUUUGAGUUCAAAUCUAACGUUGUGGAAGCUUGGCACUUUACCUCCUGCUUUGAUUGCAUUUAAGGGUCAUGUUCAUCCAAUUGAUCCUUCCUGGCACAUGCUUGGAUUGGGCUAUCAGAGCAAAACAAACAUUGAAAACGUGAAAAAGGCUGCUGUAAUUCACUACAAUGGCCAGUCAAAACCGUGGUUGGAGAUUGGCUUUGAGCAUCUCCGGCCAUUUUGGAACAAGUAUGUUAAUUACUCUAAUGAAUUUAUUAGGAAUUGCCACAUCUUGGAGUAGUUUUAAACAAAUAAAUUAUGCACCAAGGAAGUGAUGGGACAGAAGAAAAUCCAUCGAUUGUGCUAGAAGUCUUCAGUAGGCAGAUAACUUUAUCAAUUGCAUUUCAAGAUAAGCUCAAAGAAACUAAAAACCACCCCAAAAUAGUUAUGCAUAUUUUUGAGUUACUGCCGGUCCCCAACUUCCAAAGAAAAGAACCAGUGUUGUUAGCCUGGGCAUAAGAUUCAUUGUUCAAGUCUCUGGAGUAGCUACUCGGCAUCUAGUUUUUGGUUGGACCGACAUUAUUUUUGACCUCCUUCGUGGACCUUGCCUAUAUGCUAGUGCUUAGAAGUAUAUAAUGCUUUACGGGCUUGGCAGAAGAUCUUUUCCAUUGCCAUUGAUCAUGCAAGUUGAUGCAUGGACGAAUGGAGCUAGGAUACAAUCCUUUGUGAUGUUCCUGCACUUUUUCCCCAUUGGCAGUAGAAAUGGUUUUUCUC
Messenger RNA from Olea europaea var. sylvestris, 2443 nucleotides. Its product is annotated as probable galacturonosyltransferase 14. The transcript has 6 exons. Bases 360 to 1970 code for a protein of 536 amino acids. The record is from RefSeq and is a predicted model, not a curated record. Gene Ontology annotation, molecular function: polygalacturonate 4-alpha-galacturonosyltransferase activity. Lineage: Eukaryota; Viridiplantae; Streptophyta; Magnoliopsida; Lamiales; Oleaceae.